This is a messenger RNA of Pan troglodytes (chimpanzee), 2307 nucleotides long. It is a transcript of the gene MYBPH, whose product is annotated as myosin binding protein H. The coding region runs from base 193 to 1626 and encodes 477 amino acids. Lineage: Eukaryota; Metazoa; Chordata; Mammalia; Primates; Hominidae. The record is from RefSeq and is a predicted model, not a curated record. The transcript has 11 exons. Gene Ontology annotation, molecular function: protein binding.
CUGGCCUGGGCGCCUCUCCACCCUCCAGUCCUCCUGCCUGACCUGACCCCACAGCUGGGAAUCGUUUGCUGGGGGUGGGGCAGCCCCUGACUAUAUAAGCCUGGACCUAGGUGUCCCAGGCACCCUAGAGGCCCAGGCCCCCCAACGGCUGACCCCUGCACACUCCAGCCUGGCCCCCCAGCCAGUCCAGCAAUGAUGGAAAAAAACGCCUCCGAGGGCCCUGCCUGCAGUCCAGAGGAGACCGCAUCUGAAUUUGCCAAGGUGCCCACAGCAGAGCCUCCCGGAGAAGUGGCAGUAUCAGAGUCCACCAGAGAAGAGCAGGUGCCCAAGCCGCAGGCCCCUGCCCCACAGGCCCCUACAGCCUCCACAGCCACUAAGCCUGCACCCCCAAGUGAAGAUGUCCCCAGUGCCCCACUGCUGCUGACCCUGGAGGAUGUGAGCAGCAGCUCUGUGACUGUGAGCUGGGAGCCCCCAGAGAGGCUGGGGAGGCUGGGCCUCCAGGGCUAUGUGCUGGAGCUCUGCAGAGAGGGAGGCUCGGAGUGGGUGCCUGCGAGUGCCCGGCCCAUGAUGGUGACCCAGCAGACUGUGCGGAACCUGGCUCUGGGAGACAAGUUCCUCCUGCGUGUGUCUGCAGUGAGUUCUGCAGGGGCUGGCCCGCCGGCCAUGCUGGACCAGCCCAUCCACAUCCGAGAGAACACUGAGGCCCCCAAGAUCCGUGUCCCCCGCCACCUCCGUCAGACCUACAUCCGCCAGGUGGGAGAGACGGUCAACCUGCAAAUCCCCUUCCAGGGGAAGCCUAAGCCUCAGGCCACAUGGACCCACAACGGCCAUGCCCUGGACAGCCAGCGGGUGAGCAUGCGCACCGGGGACCAGGACUCCAUCCUCUUCAUUCGCUCGGCCCAGCGCUCCGACUCUGGCCGCUACGAGCUCACUGUGCGUGUGGAAAACCUGGAGGCCAAGGCAGUCAUUGACAUCCUGGUGAUUGAGAAACCUGGACCCCCCAGCAGCAUCAGGCUCCUGGACGUCUGGGGCUGCAAUGCUGCUCUUCAGUGGACGCCACCCCAGGACACAGGCAACACAGAGCUCCUGGGCUACAUGGUGCAGAAGGCAGACAAAAAGACAGGGCAAUGGUUCACAGUGCUGGAGCGCUACCACCCAACCACCUGCACCAUCUCUGACCUCAUCAUCGGCAACUCGUACUCCUUCCGGGUCUUCUCAGAAAACCUGUGUGGACUCAGCACCUCGGCCACCGUCACCAAGCAGCUCGCCCACAUCCAGAAGGCAGAUAUUGCUGCCAAACCUAAAGGGUUUAUUGAGCGAGACUUCUCAGAAGCCCCCUCAUUCACCCAGCCCCUGGCUGACCACACCUCCACCCCUGGCUACAGCACCCAGUUGUUCUGCAGUGUCCGAGCUUCACCCAAGCCCAAGAUCAUCUGGAUGAAAAACAAGAUGGAGAUCCAGGGCAACCCCAAAUACCGCGCCCUCUCUGAGCAAGGCGUCUGCACCCUAGAGAUCCGGAAACCCAGCCCCUUUGACUCUGGGGUCUACACCUGCAAGGCCAUAAAUGUGCUGGGGGAGGCAUCUGUGGACUGCCGGCUGGAGGUCAAAGCCUCAGCCACACACUGAAGAGUCACGGGAGGAGGCUGUGAUGAGGAGCCAGGGCCAGGCGAUGCCGGUGUCUCCUGGAAGGGGGGUGAUUCCGUGGACCGCCAUACAACCAGAGUCUACUCCCAGCUCUGAGUGAUCUUCAGCAAGGGUGUUCUCUUUGGACACAUUCUCUCAUCCGAAAACUGGGGAUAACAACCUUUCCUUGCCUUCCUUCCCCUGGUGGUUCUGAGGCUCUGCAUAAGUACGGAACGGAAGUAUCUAGAACUGCAGUGGGCAGAGCUCAGACCUGGGCAUUGCACCUGAGGGAGGGAGGCCUGGUGAGGAAGAGGAUGCUGCUCCCCCUCCCCACUCUGCACCUCUCUGGCCUGCAGCCGAGCUCUGCUCACACCAGGGGCUCAGGAAGCAUGUCCUCCUCCAGGUGCUGCAGGCCUGAGGGGCCAGGUCCACCAGGCCUACAGUCAAACUCCAGAGAUGCCCAAGACCCCCGCUUCCAUAGCGACGGCUGAUGGAACCGCCCCUGGUACCUGCUGGCCUCCCUUCCCCAGAGGCUGGUGUCCAGAACUCAGGAAUGGGCCUAGUAGGCCCCAGGCCAGACUAACUUGGCUCAAGGGGUGCUGGAAGGCGCAGAGAUUGGAGUGCCCUGCGGAGUUGCACACUGGGUGGGAAGCACUCAAAUAAAGAUGCGUGGUGUUAACAGUG